AUGUUAGCUACGUCAGUUAUGAAGGAUGGUGAAAAUACUCGUCUAGGAAAAACCAACGUCGAAAACUUGCUAUCAGAAUUUAACAUGGAAAUGAAUGCUAAUCGUGUUAUUCUAUGGGUGGGCGAACUCCUUAGUAGGGCGCUUGAGUUUUUCUGGAACUCACGGGAUGUGAAUUACGGUGUUUUUACUGUGAAUUACAGUGUUUUCACAUUGAAUAGUAUUGUUACUGGACUGCUGUUCUGGACCAGAAUUGAUGUAAGUGUUUAUGAUCAUGUUCAUGAUAUCGAUAGCCACGCAAAACAACGUAGCUCCAUUGGUUCCACUCCCCAAUCCACAUCUGUCCCGUCUUUAGGUCAUAAUGAUUCUGUAAUAUGUUCCAUGCGCCAAAUCGAAGGAAGUAAUGUUUCCAUCAAGCUUACACUUGGUACCCACUCUUUCAACGCCCUUGGGGCUGCUAAUACACGUAUUGACAACUUGGUUGAUCAUCCGGAAUGCGGACCGUGA
Molecule: messenger RNA, 504 nt
Organism: Mucor mucedo
Lineage: Eukaryota; Fungi; Mucoromycota; Mucoromycetes; Mucorales; Mucoraceae
Exons: 3
Coding region: 1-504 (167 amino acids)
Source: RefSeq, a predicted model, not a curated record